This is a messenger RNA of Sinocyclocheilus rhinocerous, 1152 nucleotides long. RefSeq names its product C-C chemokine receptor type 6-like. The transcript has 2 exons. Bases 91 to 1152 code for a protein of 353 amino acids. Gene Ontology annotation, cellular component: membrane; external side of plasma membrane. The record is from RefSeq and is a predicted model, not a curated record. Gene Ontology annotation, molecular function: C-C chemokine binding; C-C chemokine receptor activity. Gene Ontology annotation, biological process: G protein-coupled receptor signaling pathway; calcium-mediated signaling; immune response. NCBI's taxonomy places the organism in Eukaryota, Metazoa, Chordata, Actinopteri, Cypriniformes, Cyprinidae.
GAAAUAUACCUCUGCUCUCAAAUCAGUCAGAGAAAGAGACAGUAAGAAGGACUUUAAAGAAGAGGCCGCUUUGAGGUCAGCCAUACAGUUAUGAAUGAUUACACAGAUAACUUAUCUUAUUUUUAUUAUGAUGAUGAUGAUGUGGAACCUUGUAACCUGACGUGGUUCAACGAACAGCAAGUGACCAUCCCAACAUUCAUCUACUCUCUGAUUUGCGCACUCGGCCUGGUGGGCAACGUUUUGGUCCUCCUAACGUACGCCUUCUACAAGAAAGCAAAAACCAUGACCGAUAUCUACCUGGUUAACGUGGCGCUGGCAGAUCUCCUCUUCGUCAUCGCCCUUCCACUGAUCAUCUACAACGAACAGCACGAUUGGAGCAUGGGCCAGUGGGCUUGUAAGUUUCUGAGAGCAGCCUACAGUAUCAACGUGUACAGCAGCACGCUCCUACUAGCCUGCAUCAGCGGCGACCGCUACAUUGCAAUCGUGCAAGCCAGACGAUCGGUUCGAAUUCGAUCGCAAGCUCAGGUGUACAGCCGUCUCAUCUGCUCGGUCAUAUGGAUGCUUGCUUUUAUCUUGUCUCUGCCUACUUUUAUAUAUUACCAGGAGGUAAACAAGGAAUGCAUCACUAACUUUGAGGAGCAUAACACCGCCAGACUCAUGAAGAUCCUUAUUCCAAGCAUGCAGAUGGUCCUCGGGUUCUUGGUGCCAUUGAUGGUCAUGAUAUUCUGCUACUCGUGCACCAUGGUGACUCUACUCAAAGCUCAAAACUUCCAGAAGCACAAGGCGAUCCGCGUGGUUCUGGCUGUGGUCUUCGUGUUCGUCCUUUGCCAUCUGCCUUACAACGUGGCGCUUCUUGUCUACACCAGUAAACUGUUCAAUGAGAGAAACUGCAAGGAAGAACAGGUGACUCUGAUGACUUUGUCCAUCAGCAGGAGUGUGGCCUACCUUCACUGUUGCUUGAAUCCCAUUCUGUACGCCUUCAUCGGGGUUAAAUUCAGGAGCCACUUUUGUCAGUUCUUCCGAGACUUGCGGUGCCUGGGGAAACGGUACAUUUCGGGACGCUCGUCUCAGCAGACCUCUGAGCUGUACAUAUCAGCAAACAAAACCGUUGUUGGACAGCACCAAGAGAACCCAUCAUCAUUUACAAUGUGA